AUGGCGACGGAAAAACAGAAACAUGAAGGAAGAGUUAAAAUUGGACAUUACAUUCUCGGAGACACACUCGGAGUGGGGACGUUUGGAAAGGUUAAAGUGGGCCAACAUGAGCUGACCAAGCACCAAGUGGCUGUGAAGAUCUUGAACAGGCAGAAGAUUCGCAGUUUGGACGUGGUGGGAAAGAUCCGCAGGGAGAUCCAGAACCUCAAGCUUUUCAGGCAUCCUCACAUAAUUAAACUGUAUCAGGUUAUUAGCACCCCGACAGAUAUCUUCAUGGUGAUGGAGUAUGUCUCUGGAGGGGAGCUAUUCGACUACAUCUGCAAAAAUGGAAAGUUGGAUGAGAAGGAGAGUCGUCGGCUGUUCCAGCAGAUUAUUUCAGCAGUAGACUACUGCCACAGACACAUGGUGGUGCACCGGGACCUCAAGCCUGAAAAUGUGCUGCUUGAUGCACACAUGAAUGCCAAGAUUGCCGACUUCGGACUAUCAAACAUGAUGUCAGAUGGAGAAUUCCUGCGAACAAGCUGUGGCUCUCCGAACUAUGCUGCUCCUGAGGUCAUCUCAGGAAGGUUAUAUGCUGGUCCAGAAGUAGAUAUCUGGAGCAGUGGGGUCAUUCUCUAUGCCUUGUUGUGUGGGACGCUUCCCUUUGAUGACGACCACGUGCCAACACUCUUUAAGAAGAUCUGCGACGGGAUCUUUUUCACCCCGCAGUAUCUGAACCCUUCGGUAAUAAGCCUCCUUAAACACAUGCUGCAGGUGGACCCCAUGAAAAGAGCCACCAUCAAAGAGAUUCGAGAGGAUGAGUGGUUCAAACAGGGCCUCCCUAAGUACUUGUUCCCUGAGGACCCCUCCUACAGUAACAACAUGAUUGACGACGAGGCCCUGAAGGAGGUAUGUGAGAAGUUUGAGUGCACAGAGGAGGAGGUCCUGGCCUGCAUAUAUAGUCGCAACCAUCAGGAUCCAUUGGCCGUCGCCUACCAUCUCAUCAUUGACAAUCGUCGCAUCAUGAGUGAAGCCAAGGAUUUCUACCUGGCGUCCAGCCCCCCCGACUCUUUUCUAGAUGACCAGCACCUGACCUCGUCUGGUGCAGCUGUGGCCGGCUUCAUCAAGCCCCACCCUGAGCGUGUACCAUUCCUGUUGGCGGAGACUCCUCCCAGGCCUCGCCACACACUGGACGAAUUGAACCCCCAGAAGUCCAAGCACCAGGGUGUUAGAAGGGCCAAGUGGCACCUGGGUAUCCGGAGUCAGAGUAGACCCAACGAUAUCAUGUCGGAAGUGUGCCGGGCCAUGAAACAGCUGGAUUAUGAGUGGAAGGUUGUGAAUCCAUAUUAUCUACGUGUGAAAAGGAAGAAUCCGAUUACUGGGAUGCAAACCAAGAUGAGCCUUCAACUCUACCAGGUGGACAGUCGAACCUACCUCCUCGAUUUCCGUAGCAUAGACGAUGAUAUGUUGGAGGCUAAAUCUGGAACGGCUACGCCUCUCCGAUCUGGGUCUGUGGGCAACUACCGCACCACUAUUAAGAACGAUGUAGACGGGGCAGAUGCUCCGGCUACAUCUAGCAUUGUGCUCCCCACCAAGGCCGCAGAAAGCUCCUUAGCUUCAUCGUUGACCUCAUCCAUCGACUCAACGGGAGGGGGGGACACCACGAUUGUCCCACGACCAGGAAGCCACACCAUCGAGUUCUUUGAGAUGUGCGCAAAUCUUAUUAAACUACUUGCACGAUAGCUUGCAAAACAAUCGCUAGCCUUUUUUCCUCUCCGAGUGUCUUUAUAGCAAUAAGCAUGCAACCGAUUCAUGGCUCAAUUCAUCCCAGCUGAGGAUGAAGUGAUUGUGCCAUGGCACUGAUGCAGGUUAGUGUUCCCUAAGCGGACGGGAUGUAUACUGAGCUGGCAGGGAAUGUAAGGGGUCAUUUGGAAAGAUGAAAGACGAGCUACUUUACAGCUAGGACAGAACAACAUUUAAGAUGGAGUUUUACAAUUUCCUGAUCAAUUUAAUAGCAAAUGUCCACAUCCCAACUACACAUAUAUACGCAAGUGAUUACACUGAAUUUUCUGUACUGUAGCCAGUGAGCACUGCUUUCCAGUACACAGAACAAGAUCAAGGCCUGCAGAGAAGGAAGCCACUCGUUGAGGGUUGGGUGUUUGGGUGGCAGUCGUAUAGGAUGCAGGAGGCACUUUUGCACAAGUUUCUUUAAUUUCCUGCUGCUCUUGUUGUUCUCUCAGUGGGGAUCAGAAGUGGUGCAGAUGUAGGGUUGUCCGGCCCAUCACAUUCAUUGGACUCUGAGGAAGUGCAAUGACCCCUUUUUUUUUUUUCUGUCUCGUCAGGGACAAAAGAAUGCUUCAUCACAUUUAUGUUUGGUUUUUGAAAUUGUCAGAGACUAAAUGUUCAUGGUUUUGUCCUUGUUGUACAAAUUUGUUUAAAUUUGUCUGUCCCCUACAUUUUUAUAUAUAAAGACGUGAAUAUAUUUAUCAGUGGACGGAGUAUUGCUUCUAUUGGAAAUGGAAAUGUUUGUUUUUUUCCUUUAUUGCAUCAAGAUCCAUUGCUGGAUGGUAUAUAUUUUCCUUUUUCUUUUUUUACUGUCUGGUUUUAAAUCAAUAUCACAGCUUUGUUUCCUUCAAUCACAAUUAUUCUGAUACUUGAUUGUCUUUCCAGAUAAAUAUAGCCUGCUUUUACCAUUUAAGAGGUAUUUUGCCAUGACAGUCAAAAUCUAGAAAUAUAUCAUUUUCAGUGUCGCAUAUUAAAACGACAAGUUGAUUUUGACUUUUUUUGAUGUAUUUUCUCUUGUUUUUGUUAGAUUAAUAAUUAGGAUUGAAACAUGAUUACUGAGUGAAAUGCCUUUUGCCUACAUCCAAUUUGUAAAUGCCAAUCCAUCACAAGUGUAGAGGCCUCAGGGCUCAAUUUGAAAAUGAGUAGCACGUACAUGCGGUGCAUGGACAAUGUCUAUUGGCAGACAUCCAGAAUAUUUUCGUCUUUUGGAUUUGUUUUUAUUGCUCACUCAUUCCCUUGGCAAAGUUUACAUAUGAAACAAACUUGUGAGCUUGUAAUUGUAACGUCCUGCUGGGUAGAUCGUGACUCUGAUGGAAGAAAAAACAAAUAUCACAAGCAUUUAGAUCAGAAAUGUGUGGGUGAUUUAUAUUUGAUAAAACAUGUCAGACAGUACCGUAUACUUGCAAGUUCACAAAGUCUUGGAUAUGUGUUUGAUCACCAGUGCGAUGCGUCUCCCUCCAUUUCCUGUCCACAGUCUUAAAGUUUUAAGCGGUUUCUGUUGUUUGGCUGCCUUAUCAUUAUCAGUACUGUUAAUCGGUUUUUAUGUCAGUAAAAGUUGCAAUCCAGUGCUGGUCAGAAUUAUUGCCCCCUUUUGCAAUUUCAAGGGUUUGAAGUCCACAAAUUAUUUUGUCAAUGUAAUUUCACAAUCACUGUUAGAGUAAAAAAAAAAAAAAAAUCACUGAUUAUUUUAAGUGUUUGCGUUACAAAAAAAAGAAAGUUCUUGACUACAAAACGUAAAAUAAAAUUCUGAUUGUUGCCAAACUACUGAAGACCUCAGUAAUUGCUUUACAAUAUGGUAAAAACUAAGCAAAUUUGAACGGUAAACUGAUUUCUCAUAUAAUCUUCAUUCUUGUCUUAAGUCAAUUAAACCGGGUUUUAAAGAACUUUGCAUGUUCCAAUUGUAAUAUCAGACACAAGGUUUAAUUUUAAUUUGAGUUAAGAGGUGUUAGCAAUUACUCAAGUCUCUGUUUCCAGUGUUUAGCUCUCCACAGCUUUAAAAACCUUAAAUAUCUCAUUUGUAUAAACGAUUUUACAUUCAAGAGAUAUAAUAAAACAAAAAUUGCCAAGAGUGACAAUAAUUGUGAUCUUGUUUAUUUUUGCUGUCCUGUGGGAGGGGGGCAGGUUUGGGCUGAAAUAUUUAGUUGAUAUUUGACCUUUUAUGUCUCAGUUUUAAGACUUUAUGAAAUAUAGUGAUCAUGGUAAAGAAACCCACUAUGUUCUUGGGAAGAUAUUGUAAAACUAAACAUUUUUAGUUUUUAUAGGGCAGUUGCAAGUUUUGAUUACAAAACUUUUCUUGGGUUUUGUAGGAAAGAUGAAUGUGUGAAAGCGUGACCUUUUUGACAGUUUUAUGGAGUACUGUCCUCGUGGACUGUUGGCAGAUAUAUUCUGUCAGUCUAUUUGUUUUGGACUUCUUCAAAGAAAUAUUGUUCUAUUUUUGUUUGGUGUGUAAAGGGACCCUACCAGAUUGACCAGUGUAAAUCUGAAUGGACAGUGUUGAAAUCAUUUGUAUACACAACUGCCUAAUAAACUGCUAAAUUGCACACAA
Cottoperca gobio is the source of this 4309-nucleotide messenger RNA. It is a transcript of the gene prkaa1, whose product is annotated as protein kinase, AMP-activated, alpha 1 catalytic subunit. NCBI's taxonomy places the organism in Eukaryota, Metazoa, Chordata, Actinopteri, Perciformes, Bovichtidae. Gene Ontology annotation, biological process: protein phosphorylation; intracellular signal transduction. Gene Ontology annotation, cellular component: cytoplasm. The coding region runs from base 1 to 1722 and encodes 573 amino acids. The transcript has 9 exons. The record is from RefSeq and is a predicted model, not a curated record. Gene Ontology annotation, molecular function: ATP binding; protein serine/threonine kinase activity.